Molecule: messenger RNA, 2385 nt
Organism: Meloidogyne enterolobii
Lineage: Eukaryota; Metazoa; Nematoda; Chromadorea; Rhabditida; Meloidogynidae
Source: the annotation of a GenBank genome assembly
UUUUUUGCUCAAAAAAUGUUUAAAUUAUUUAAUUAUUUUCUACUUCUUUAUUUAAUUAAUUCAAUUUCUUCUACAAACUUAACUCACUUCAGUGAAACUCAAAUUUGGGGAUUUCUUCGUUCUGUGCCUCGACACAAACUUCAAACAAAAUGUGCUUUAAGUUUAGAUAGAGUAGAACGGUUUUUAACUGAUUUGAGAACUUUGGAAGAGCAAAGACUAUUUUUUUCUGAAUCUUUUAGUAUUGGGGAUUAUCAACAAUUUAUAAGUAGAGAUCAAGACAGAUGGCUUUACAAUGCUUUUAUGUGUAUAAAAGCAGCUGGAGAGAGUAGUUAUAGUGCUUCUGAAUAUCCUUUACAUUAUUGUUAUGGAAAUGAUAUACCUUUUGAUAAAAAUUUACGUAAAACUUCUUAUGGAAUGUGUAUUCCAAGUACUUGUAGUUAUGAAAAUGACCGGAUGGAGUUAUUAAUUGAAUGGCAAAAGAUUGCUAAUCCUUAUAAAGAAAUAAAUAACAAUUCUUUUGUGGAAUUUGGGGAUUGUACAAAAUCUAGACACGAAAAACAAUGGUGGGAACAGUCUAUACCUUUGGUUCAUUUUGGUUCUGAUAUAUUUCUUGUAGCAAUUGUUGGGAUAGCUACAGCAAUACAUUGCCGGAGAGGAGAUGUUAAUCAACAAAGAAAACAAAUGGACGAAAAUGAAGUUGGAAAUAAAAAGCAAAAGUUGGCACUAGAAUUACUUUUAUGUUUUUCUGCUAAAAAGAAUUUUCAAAAACUUGUUCAAAUGCCAAAAGAAAGAAUGAGUACAAUAACUUGUUUUUUUGGUUUACGUUUUGGGGCAAUGUGUUGGACACUUGUUGGGCAUUCUUUUAUUUUUGUACAGGCAUUUUUAAGUAAUGUUGAUGAAUUGAAAAACGAAUUGGUUGAUCAUUUUUGGAAUCAAUGGAUAACUAAUUUUACUCUUUCUGUGGAUGUAUUUCUUGUACUUUCUGGUACUUUAACUGCUUAUAGUUGGUUUAAACGUUGGCAAGGAGGAGGCGGGGGAGGAAGAGGAGUCACAGAAAUUCCAAGUUGGACUUCUUGGGGUUAUUGGCUUCGUUUUUAUCGUCACAGGGUUGUACGUCUAUGGCCAGCUUAUAUAUUCACUUUAAUUGCUGUAACUGUUCGUGUUAGUAUUACUCAUUACCAUCCAAUGUGGCCACCAACAGAUCCAGCAGUUCAAUGCCCUAAACAUUGGAUAGAAAAUGUUCUUUUUAUUAAUUCUUUAACUGAUAAUCGUUGUAUGCCUUGGACUUGGUAUAUUGGAACAGAAUUUCUUUUUUAUUUACUUUCUCCAAUAUUUUUGCUUUCACUUUUACAAUGUCCGAAGGCAGGGAUUUUACUUUGUUUUGCAAUUUCUUGUCUUUCUUCAAUACUUAAUGUUGUCACAAUGAUUAGAUAUAAUUUUCCUCCGACACAAAUGCUUUGGAAACAGCCAAAUAUUUUCUCUCCAGAUUUUAUUUUGCAUCAUUUAGUUAUUUAUAUCAAACCUUGGUAUAGAAUUGGGCCUUAUCUUGUUGGAAUUGUUUUGGGAUAUAUUUUGGCCCAACAUUCCCUUUCUUCACAUAAAAGAUCUCCAACUUCAACAACAUUCUGUUCUCCUCAUUCUCGUAGUUUUAAAAUUACUGGUUGGUUAUUAGCAAUAAUUUUUGGGUUUUGGUCAGUUUUUGGACUUUAUCCAGCACUACAAGGAUGGAAUUGGCCAUUUUAUCAUUUAUUUUAUGGAGCUGUUUCUCGUACAGUUUUUGCUAUAUCUCUUGGAUGGAUUAUUUAUGCUUGCCAUACAGGAAUUGGAGGGCCUUUAAAUUAUGUGCUUAGUUCAAGUCCAUUUGUUCCCCUUUCAAAUCUCUCUUACAGUGCUUAUUUAUUUCAUAUGAUUCCUGUUGUUUUUACUUAUGUUGUUUCUCCAUUUCCAAUGCAUUUUGAUUCAAAAGCAGAAAUAUUUGGACAUUGUCUUGUACAAUUAGUUAUUGCAUAUGCUUAUGGUGUUCUUUGCAAUUUAUUAGCCGAACUUCCUGCAUUGAAUAUUGAACGAAUAUUUUUGGGCACUUCUUCUACAGGUGUAAAUAAAACAAGCAAAACAACAACAAACCUACAAAAAUCAAUAAAAAACGGAAAUAACACAAUAAACAAUGGCCUAAAAGGUAAUAUUCAGUGCUGUACGGAUAUAGAAGAAAAACGUUCAAUUUCAACGACAACAACGACUGCUGCUCCAUCGCCUAUUGUUUCGGCUAUUGUGAAAGCAGAAGAAAGUACAGCAACAAUAAAAGUACCAACAGAAACAGUGUCAACAAAUUUGGCACAAGAAAAAGAAGGAGAAGAAGAUAGUAAUAGUAUAAGUAAUGAAGAAUAA